GAAAGCCAUGGCGGAGAUUGUUCCCGGAGCUCCCAGGGGGACUCCUGCGACCAAAGAGUUGCUGCCAGUGCGUGACUGCGGCGACGCCGCAGAAGGCGCUGCGGCACUGGUGCGGCUCCCCACGGACGAGUCUCCUUCCAAGUUCUCUGUUGCCUCCCAAGAGUGGCCCGACGCAGACAUCCAAAGCCAAUUGUGCGCCUUCGCUACCGAUGAUGGAUUGGCUGAAGACAUCGAAGCUUUGAUGGAUGGCUUGCCAUCACCAGGGCCCAUGGGAUCUGACGGAGCUCCCAAGGGGACUCCCACGAAACAAAUGGUCAACGCGCUGGAAACUCAGCUGCUGCCUGUGUGUGGAUUGGCUUCGCAUGAAGAAGGCAUCCAGCUGUUGCGGGCCUGCCUUGCCACUGCCCGUGAAGAUCCCACAUACGGAGGGACCGAGACCCAGAGCGAGUCUCCAGUCUGGGGGUGCAACGACGAUUGGGCAUUGCUGCGCCCAGAGUUAGAAAAGCGUACCGCACCUCUGUCGCCCAAGCUCCCCACGGAAGUGAUGGCCUUGCCAGCUGCUUUUUUCCGAGACCCUACUUUUGCAGUGCCAGAUCCAGAGCAAGACUGCGUCGUUGUCUUUGGUGGGGUGGCCAAUGUAGAGGGCGCAGGGGCUGGAGGGUGCCAUUUCAUGCCUUUGCUGACCCAGAGGCAAGCCCACAGCUGGCACUCCAGCACCUCUGCUCACGAAAAAUGGCAUGACAUGGUUCUCGCAGUGGAAGGCAGGGGUGAUGGGCUUUUGCUCGUGGACAGGGUUCGGGAAGCUGGAGACUGCUACUUUCACAGCUUGCUGAUUACCUUGCACGCCAAAGGCAUCCUUUUCAGGGCUGCGGCAAGCAACGAGAGCACGCCUCCACCGAGGCAGGCAAGGUUGUCGACUAGCCCACCUUCAUCGCAAGAGCCUGGUGCCAAUCGAAGGGGGCUCUGCUUUGAUGAUGCCUUGGCCGGGGAAGAAGUUGUGGGCUACAGCAUGGAAGACCCGGUGGAGGGGUGGGUCCAGAAGCUCAAAGCAAUCAAGACUGCGGAAAACUUGGAAGAUGUGCUUUUCCCGAACCGAAUCUUUGAGGGCUUGCGCAACAAGGCUGAAACUUAUGACACAGUGAAGGGCAACCUUAAGAUGUGCUGGGAAGAUACACGCACACACAGGCAGCUCGCGGUGGAAGAGGAUAUGGACAUCCGCUUGUGCGCUGUGGGCCCCAUCGCGGAUGCAGUGCAUACCAUCGCGCGAGCGAAAGGGGUGCACACUGAGGCCUUGCUUGGCUGCCUUGACAGCAACAUUGGCUUUCUGGAGGCCAAUGGCACGACUCUGUGCCACAAUCCUCGGGCACAGCAUUUCAUCCCCACCGGAAGCCCUGUCAUCGUGGGAUCUCCAUCCUCCACACGCAAGACGGCCUUGAUCCAACAGACGGACGACUGGAUGUGUAACGCCCCCCACGCUGGUCAGGCUUUCCAGGACCGAUCAGUCCUCACAACUGAUAGCACCACCAAGGGCAUCCGCAAUUGCUUGAAAGACUACGGAAGAUGUGGGGUCACAUCCGACGAAGCUGCCAACACUUUCGACACAAAGAUGUCAGACCGGGAGUCGGGCAUCCAUUUCAUAGCCGUGACCAAGUUGAACACCUGGACACAGGGCGAGCCCGAUGCCCCGACCACAGGUAAUGGCAGCUUCAGCCUGACCCAUUACAAUUUCCUGCUGAAAGUGGCUGGCCAAACAGAAGUUGUGGAAGAGGUCGUGCAGCCUAGAGUGCACGGCUUCCAAAAGCGAUUGAAGCAGGUUUGGUCAUUGUCAGAGAACCCGACACAGGACCAGCAGCUGUUCAAGGCCAGUAACAAGCUCAUCCAAGAUUGGCAUGACUGGAUGCAUUCCAAGUGCGUGGAGCAGCCGCCGGUCGUCAUCUCUCUGAGUGGGCAGGCCCUCAGCAUGUACAAUGCUGCCAAGCAGGCCAUCACUGACUUCGUGUCUGAGAACAAGCUUCCUCCCGUCUUCAGGACCAAGCUGGUCUUUUUCCACUCCGAUGUGCUGCGGGAUGCACACAAGGUGUUUAGGUCGGUGCAGUUUCUCACAACCUUGUGCCCAAAUCUUCCUGAGGAUUCACGGGAAGCCAUGUCUUUGGAUGAGUUUACAGUGGCACUGCACAAGUGGAUCCGACAAAUCCAGUGGCACUUUGGAAGCUACAGGUUUGCAGCCUCGAAAAAGGACGAAGCUGCGGCAGGACUGAGCAGCAACAGCAAGGCCGCGGAAUCCAAGCAGAUCUUGUGCAGCAUCCCUGAGACAGAGGAGCAGGCGCCCUUGGAUGCAGAGGCUUUGUUUCUCCGCACCUUGAUGCACAGAGCCCCUCCUGAUGCUUGGUUCACCUCAGCCGACAUGAGGUUGCUAUUGAAGAACUUGAGAGGGACAACCUUCAAAUCUGAGCUCAGCAAAAGGAUUGAGAAGGGCGUCGGGCACCUGAUUGAUCAUGGCCUGCUGGAGGCGGGUGAAGCCAAAAUGAAGCAGGACGAUUUGAAAGACUUGAAGUUGACAGCAAGAGCUGCCAAGCGCUCAGGUGAAGCGCCCUGCUCCGGCAAGGCCGGGAGGCUCAUGCGCAAGCGGUCUGCUCAGGAGGUCCAGGACGAUCCGAAAGCCUCGGCAGAGCAAAAGCGAUUGCGCUUGAGCAUGAAUGAUUUCCCGGCCUGA
Cladocopium goreaui is the source of this 2713-nucleotide messenger RNA. Lineage: Eukaryota; Dinophyceae; Suessiales; Symbiodiniaceae. The record is from the annotation of a GenBank genome assembly.